AUGGAUAACGGCAUAUGGACUCUAAACCAAAACAACUGGGCCAACAAGUACCCAUCAUGCAGCAAUGCUAGACAGUCGCCCAUCAACAUCGAGGAGGACCUGACACAGGUCAAAGUUCAGUUCCAAAAGCUGAAGUUUGAGGGCUGGGAGGAGGCGAUGUCUGAUAGGACCACCAUCAAGAAUGACGGCAAGACCGUGGCGGUGAACCCAGAGGGGGACUUCUAUGUGAGUGGAGGUGGGCUGAGGGGCAGGUUUAAGGUGGGGAGAAUCACCUUCCACUGGGGCCGCUGUAACGCUUCCUCAGAGGGCUCCGAGCACAGUCUCAGUGGGGUCAAGUACCCCCUGGAGAUGCAGAUCUACUGUUAUGAAGCGCUUCACUUUGAGUCCAUAGACCAGGCCAUCAAGGACGGGGGCAGGAUCACAGCUCUCUCUGUGCUGUUAGAGACAGGCAUCGAAGACAAUGACAACUACAUGUCCAUUAUCGACGGAGUCAACAGGGUCAGCCGAUUCGGUAAGAGUGGGAUGGUGGGUCCCUUCUCUCUCCGUGGCCUCCUUCCCAACUCAACAGAUAAGUACUUCACCUACAAUGGCUCCCUCACCAUCCCACCCUGCACUGAUACCGUGGAGUGGAUUGUCUUCAAGAACACUGUGGCCAUCUCUGACACGCAGCUGGAGAUGUUCUGUGAGGUGAUGACCAUGCAGCAGGCAGGCUACGUGAUGCUGAUGGACUACCUGCAGAACAACUUCAGGGAGCAGCAGCAGCAGUUCAUGGGACAGGUCUUCUCCUCCUAUACCGGCACAGAGGAGGUCCUCACUCCCAUCUGUAGUUCAGAGCCGGAGAAUGUGCAGGCGGACCCCCAUAACCUGACCAGCCUGCUGGUGAUGUGGGAGCGGCCGAGGGCGGUGUACGACGUCGGGAUAGAGAAGUACUCAGUCACCUACAGGCUGGCCCAAGGAGAGGGCUCUGCAACCUUCCAGUACCUGACUGACGGAGACCAGGAUGUGGGGGCCAUUCUGCAGGACCUGAUAGCCAAUACUAGCUAUGUGGUGCAGGUGGUGGCUGUGUGCACCAACGGUCUGUACGGUCGCGUGAGCGAGCAGCUGUCCGUCGACAUGCCCUUCGAAGACCCCGGUAAGACUGACGACCGCGACCGCAAAUACCUCUACACAGACCAGGCAACACCUUAUCCAGAUUCUACUGAAUUUGAAUGGGAAGAGGACUAUGGACCCUGGGCUGAACCGGGUGAAGAACUGGACAAUGACAUGGACUGGACAACCCAAAGCACUACGAGAACCAGGCCCACAACAACCACUGGCCCACCCAGCCUCCCCUUGCCUGCUAUCAGAACCACCACCCCUUUUGUCCAGAGGAGAACCCCCACACCAGGCACUCCAUCCAGGACCACUCAACCCAACCGAGCACAGACUUCCACAGAGCAGAGUGAGAGGUACCGCAGCACAACCAGAGCACUAGCAGAGGGGGCCGUCUCAGCAGGCAGCAGAGGCAGGGGGAGAACCCAGAAGUAUACCACUACACUGACCACUCCGCAAUCACGCACUGAUGACAUCACCACUUCAUCAACCAAGACCGAGAAGGGCAGAGGGGUGGAGUGUCCUGUGACCGUCCCAAGCGGCAAAGGCAGCGGUGUUUCCAUGGCCACUCUGCCCCCGGAAAGCCGAACCGUGGCCACUUCCACCUCCUCCCUCUCUCAGGGAGAACCACCAUGGCCUACAAGUCCCAGCAUGCCCUUGUUUUCAUCCACUGCCUCCUUCGCCGGGGCACUCUUGCAGACCACGCAGCCGGUGUUCAACGGUGAGCUCCUCCCCUCCACCCUCCCUGUGUGUGACACGUCGACCCCUGGCAACCCCGGCUCCACCCCUAACAACGACCCCACCGCCUGCCUGCAUGCCCCUCCCUCGUCUAGACCCCUGUCGUCUGUGACCCCUCCUGCUCUGGACUCCCUGCAUGCUGCUACAGCAAUGUUGUCUAGUGGUGACUCGUACCUCACUACCUCCCCCACCCUGUCUCUCCUCCCUCACCCCUCACACCCCCUUGACUUCUCUCUGUCCGGGGCCACCCCGGGCCUCACUGGCUCUGUAUCUGGCGGGCUGGGGGACUCUAGUUAUGCUACAGGCCGUGUAGUAGAGUCUUGUCUGGUGGGUGUCGUCGUCGGUGGUGGUGGUGAUGUUAGAAUCACGGUAGCUAGCGAUAGCGUGGAGUCGUUGUGUACCUGCUCUCUGGAUGGCUUCUCGUCCUCCUGGUUGCAUGCCUCUCCUCACCUCCCCCUGCCCACGUCUGACUGGGGGGCGGCUAGCCUAGCGCUCUACUCCUCCGGUUUCCAUAGUGAUCUGCUCGUUUCUGUUACAGCCACACCGUCCGGCUCCAAGGACCACGGGGUCUCGGCCCUCCGAACCUCGGCCCCCCCCUCCUCCUACUCGGCCUCCCCCCUCACCCCCACCCUCCCCCCUGAACUGCAGACAGUAGACAGUAGUGCCUCUGGCUCGACCCUGUCGGGAGAAGCCCAGAAGGAGCUAGAUGAGGAGUGGGACAGGGUUCAGAGUUCAGCCUCGGGGGAGGGCGCGCUCCCUUACAUCCCCACCUUCACCCCCUCACUCACCUCUGAAGCCGCCACCACUCCCAACAUCGACACAGAAGAACUCUCCUCAUCGUUCUACUUUGAGAGCGAGAACGGCAGUGCCGUCACCACGGAUACAGCGGGCAGCACGGCAACAGUAUCUGGGGUGACCGCGGCGGCGCCCUGGUCGCUAGGUGGGGAGGUGGAGAGUGGCUCGGGGCAGGGCGAGAGCCUGUACGACAACGAGACGUCCUCAGACUUCACUAUCACCGAGCGCACAGAGAGAGACUCGGAGGAGGAGCCAGUUGCAGAGGCCAGUAACAGCAGCCAUCAGUCCAGAGUGGGUCUGGCCAGGGAGAGAGAGAGGAGGGCCAUGGUCCCUCUGGCAGUGGUCUCAACCCUCACCAUCCUGGGACUCAUCGUCCUGGUGGGAAUCCUCAUCUAUUGGAGGAAGUGUUUCCAGAUUGCCCAUUUCUACAUAGAGGACAACACAUCCCCCAGAGUCAUAUCUGUUUCACCCACAUCCAUGCGUACAGAUACAGAUAAGCAUGAAGCCCUUCCAGUGAAGCAGUUUGUCAAGCACGUGACGGAACUCCACCACACCAAUGCAUUCUCCAGAGAGUUUGAGAUAUUGAAAGAGUGUUAUGAGGAGGUGCAGGUGUGCAAGGUGGACCUGGGUAUCACCACAGACGGCUCCAACCAUCCAGACAACAAGAACAAGAACCGAUACGUUAAUAUCCUGGCCUAUGACCACAGCCGAGUAAGACUCUCAACCCAGGCUGACAAAGAUGGGAAGAGUAGAGAUUACAUUAACGCAAACUACGUUGACGGUUUCAACAAGUCCAGGGCCUACAUCGCAGCCCAGGGCCCUCUCAAGUCCAGCACCGAGGACUUCUGGAGGAUGGUGUGGGAACAGAACGUGGGCGGCAUCAUCAUGAUUACCAACUUGGUAGAGAAGGGACGGAGGAAGUGUGACCAGUACUGGCCCCUGGAGAGCCAGGAAGAGUACGGUGGUUUCCUGGUGACGGUGAAGAGCAGUAAGGUUCUGGCCCACUACACCCAGAGAACCUUCACCCUCAGGAACACCAAGGUCAAAAAGGUUUCUCUGAAGGGGCGGAUUAACGAUCGGACCGUGACCCAGUACCACUACACUCAGUGGCCAGACAUGGGCGUGCCCGAGUACACUCUGCCCGUGCUCACCUUCGUCCAGAAGUCCUCCAAAGCCAGGACAGAUGACAUGGGGCCUAUCGUAGUGCACUGCAGUGCGGGGGUUGGCAGGACUGGAACCUACAUAGUGUUGGAUAGCAUGCUGAAGCAGAUCAAAGAAGAGGGCACGGUCAACAUCAUGGGCUUCCUCAAACACAUCCGCACACAGAGGAACUACCUGGUACAGACAGAGGAGCAGUAUGUGUUCAUCCACGAUGCUCUAGUGGAGGCCAUCUUGGGCAAGGAGACUGAGGUUCCCUCCAGCCGCAUCCACAGCUACGUCAACGACCUCCUGACCCCAGGGCCCUCCGGCAGGACGCAGCUAGAGAAACAGUUUAAGCUGAUAUCCUCGUCCAAUGCCAUACAGUGCGACUACUCAGCAGCCCUGAAAGAGUGUAACAGAGAGAAGAACAGAAACUCCUCUUUAAUACCCGUUGAAAGGUCACGGGUUUGUCUGUCCACAGUGGCGGGAGAAACUACAUCAGACUACAUCAACGCCUCAUACCUCACGGGGUACCGGCAGAGCACUGAGUUCAUCGUGACCCAAAACCCGCUGGCCGGCACGGUGACAGACUUCUGGAGGAUGAUCUGGGAUCACAACGCUCAGGUCAUAGUCACACUGCCGGGAACACCAAGCCUGGGGGAGGAGCCAUACGUGUACUGGCCCCGCAAGGAGCAGCCAAUCAGCUGUGAGGCGUUCACAGUGACCCUCCGGAGCGAGAACCACAUGUGUCUGGCCAACGAGGAGAUGCUGGUGGUGCAGCACUACGUCCUGGAGGCUACACAGGAUGACUAUGUUCUGGAGGUGAGGCACUACCGGGCGCCUCACUGGCCCAACCCAGACAGCCCCAUCAGCAGCACCUUUGAGCUGCUCAGCCUGGUGAAGGAGGAGAGCUCCUCCAAGGAGGGCCCCACGGUGGUCCACGACCAGGUUGGCGGUGUUACUGCGGGAACCUUCUGUGCCCUGUCUACUCUGGUGCGCCAACUAGAGGCGGAGAGCACUGUGGACGUGUACCAGGUGGCCAAGAUGUUCAACCUCAUGAGGCCAAGGACCUUCACUGAUGUUGAGCAGUAUCAGUUCCUAUACAAAGCCAUGCUGAGUCUGGUGGGCACACAGGAGGACGAGAGGAUGCACCAGUCCUCAGACAACAACGGAACAGUCCCAGGGGGCACCGCCAGCACGGCAGAGAGCCUUGAGUCCCUGGUGUAA
Salvelinus namaycush (lake trout) is the source of this 4992-nucleotide messenger RNA. RefSeq names its product receptor-type tyrosine-protein phosphatase zeta-like. The transcript has 31 exons. NCBI's taxonomy places the organism in Eukaryota, Metazoa, Chordata, Actinopteri, Salmoniformes, Salmonidae. The coding region runs from base 1 to 4992 and encodes 1663 amino acids. Gene Ontology annotation, biological process: peptidyl-tyrosine dephosphorylation. The record is from RefSeq and is a predicted model, not a curated record. Gene Ontology annotation, molecular function: protein binding; protein tyrosine phosphatase activity.